This is a messenger RNA of Botrytis byssoidea, 1576 nucleotides long. RefSeq lists its product as uncharacterized. Gene Ontology annotation, cellular component: cytoplasm. The coding region runs from base 122 to 1225 and encodes 367 amino acids. The transcript is spliced from 6 exons. Gene Ontology annotation, molecular function: GTP binding; GTPase activity. The record is from RefSeq and is a predicted model, not a curated record. Lineage: Eukaryota; Fungi; Ascomycota; Leotiomycetes; Helotiales; Sclerotiniaceae. Gene Ontology annotation, biological process: cytoplasmic translation.
AUUCCAAAAUUUAAGAUCCAGCUUGAGAGAAAUCGUAACCUAUUCUUUCCGCCAACAAAUCUCCUCAGUAAUACAUAUUUUUAGAUAAGAUAUCUGGAUCUGACCAGAAAAAGCCGCAAUCAUGUCGACCACCGCUGAUAAGAUCAAACAAAUUGAGGAUGAGAUGUCCAAAACCCAAAAGAACAAGGCGACAAGUUUCCAUCUUGGUCAACUUAAAGCAAAGCUCGCUAAACUCAAGAGAGAGUUAUUGACCCCUACGUCAAGUGGUGGAGGAGCAGGUGUAGGGUUCGAUGUAGCACGUACAGGUGUCGCCAGUGUUGGAUUCAUAGGAUUUCCAUCGGUGGGAAAGAGUACAUUGAUGAGCAAACUUACCGGACAACAUUCAGAGGCUGCGGCAUACGAAUUCACAACCUUAACGACAGUACCCGGUCAAAUUUUAUACAAUGGAGCCAAGAUCCAAAUUCUGGAUCUUCCCGGUAUCAUUCAAGGAGCUAAAGAUGGAAAGGGUAGAGGUCGACAAGUCAUUGCGGUUGCCAAGACAUGCCAUUUGAUCUUCAUUGUAUUGGAUGUCAAUAAACCCUUGACGGAUAAGAAAAUCAUUGAAGACGAACUGGAAGGAUUUGGAAUUAGAAUUAACAAGUCACCACCAAACAUCGUGUUUAAGAAGAAGGACAAGGGCGGAAUCAAUAUCACCAAUACUGUCCCAAUGACGCAUAUCGAUCACGAUGAGAUCAAGGCUGUCAUGAACGAGUACAAAAUUUCAUCCGCAGAUAUCGCCAUUCGUUGCGACGCCACUAUCGACGAUCUGAUAGACGUACUAGAGGCCAAGGGACGAAGUUAUAUUCCUGUCAUUUAUGCACUGAACAAAAUCGAUGCCAUCUCGAUAGAGGAACUUGAUUUGCUUUACAGAAUCCCAAACGCAUGUCCUAUCUCUUCUGAGCAUGGGUGGAACGUUGACGAAUUGUUAGAACAGAUGUGGGAGAAACUAAACCUUGUCAGAGUUUAUACAAAGCCCAAAGGAAAAUUGCCUGAUUACACAGCACCAGUAGUGUUACGUUCCACGCGGUGCACAGUUGAAGAUUUUUGUAACGCUAUCCAUAAAACUAUUGUGGACGAUUUCCGCGUGGCUAUUGUUUAUGGAAAAUCAGUCAAGCAUCAACCUCAGCGUGUAGGUCUUAGUCACGAAUUAGCAGACGAAGAUAUUAUUACUAUUGUCAAACGAUAAAAAUCAUGCAGAAUAGAACGAUUCGGUGUAACGACCAAGGAUCUUCCGGUGGUACGACCAGCGCGGGAGAAAGACGAUGGACGUUGAAGAAGCCAAGAAUUUCGGAAGAUAGAGUAGGGAAUGGGCUGAUAUGGUCGUAGUGGCAGCGCUCGUCGGGAGUCAAUGGCGUCAUGUUAAGGUACAGACACAUGCGGGCAUUUGGGUUACUGGACUCUGGAAGAGAUAAGGGGUGGCUGCUAGCCACAGUACUAGCAGUUGCCCGUAGAUUCUUACUCACGGAUUGGCGCCUCUGCUUGUUUUGGUAUGAGAAGGCUACGAAGGUCAAUAUGAGGAAGAUAUAGAUGAAUAUCC